Molecule: messenger RNA, 922 nt
Organism: Helianthus annuus (common sunflower)
Lineage: Eukaryota; Viridiplantae; Streptophyta; Magnoliopsida; Asterales; Asteraceae
Exons: 2
Coding region: 162-764 (200 amino acids)
Molecular function (GO): protein binding
Source: RefSeq, a predicted model, not a curated record
UCUCUUUUUCUCUCCCCUUCUAUAUAAAUCUCACCACCAUUACAAAAUCUUGAUCACACACACAACACCUAAACACACACUCAUCACGUGUGAUCAAAAGGUUUUUUAGUAUAUAUACAUAUGUGGUUUCUUUUCAUGCAUCUCUCUUGCAUACAUCAACAAUGAUUCAAGAUUGUGAGGAUUCUUCAAAGAAGAGGAAACGUGAUGGAUCAUUACAACAAGAAGAUUUCUUGUAUCACCCAGCUUCCACAAACCUCAAUCACACAAAAAGAUUGGUACUUGACACCGAGCUUCAUCUUGAUACCCCCAUGCCUUUCGAGUGGCAACGAUGCCUCGAUAUUAAGUCUGGCCAAAUACACUAUUAUAACACAAGAACUCAUAAAAAGACCUCAAUGGAUCCCAGAAGUAGCCCAGAGGCAGAACCACCCAAGAACAUGAGUCUUGAUCUUGAGCUCAACCUACCAUGUGGAUCAUCUGAUACAACAAAGAAACAUCAUGUUGCUGACAACUUCUCCAAGUACAAGACUUCAAGCGAAACAACGAACAGGAACGGUGGUGGUGGUGGUGGUGGUAGAGUGCCGUCAUGGUUGGCGUUGGAAGGAGGAGAUCAACAACAAGAGAUGAUGGCAGCAGUGUGUAAGAAGUGUCAUAUGUUGGUGAUGAUGAUCAAGAUCUCACCUUCAUGCCCAAAUUGUAAAUUCAUGCACCCUCCCAAUCAAACCCCUCCAAGUCUCUUUAACAGAGAAUUAAGCCUCUUGUGUUGAUUAACUAAGGUUUGAUUAUUAAGUGCUUAAUUUAGUUAUUUAAGCUAUAUAUGUUAGUUUGGGUGUGUAAAAUUUAACUACUAUAAAAGGUUAGGUUCUGUCUUGUAAGUGGUGGAUAUGAUGAAGUCAACAAAUAUGGACUUACCGAAUUAGUUUAA